GUCCUUGCAGCCUGGCUCACGCCUCGUCUCCUCCUCUGCUGAGCUGCUCUUCCUGACAUUUUCAUCACUCCGUGUUUCACUGAACUGUAGCUGUAAGGUUGGAGUCUCCUAUUAUCCGCACAUUGAUCACAUGAACCAGGGAUGUCUCGUCCCGCUCCGUCUCCCAUCUACACCCUGAGGGGGGCUGGUGGGCCACUCAACACCCUGCACUUUAGCUGCCUUGGAGGGGACACUCCCCUUCUAUUUUCUGGGUCAGGGACUGGUGCCAUCCAUAUCUGGAACCUGAACAGCAGGAGGGCUGAGAAGAUUGUAGAAGGUCAUUCUGGUAGCUCGGUCAUUUGGGUGAACUCUCUGCAGUCGAAAGAUGCCCUCAUCAGUCAGGGACGGGACAUGCAGGUGUCUUUGUGGGACCUGAGAGAAGGUCGCAGUGAGCUAGUGGACUCUGUGUGGACCGACAGCGUUGGAUUCUGUCAGUGCUCCCUGUUGGAGUCGAGCCCUGGAAACUACUUGCUGGCGUUUGCUGGAAAACAGACAGAAGAGAUAAAGAUUAUUGAGCUGCCCAGUAAGACUCCAGUCUGCACCCUGGUCCCAGAUGCUAAGCUGGGAAUGGUCAUGUGUAUCAAACUGUGGCAGCCAGACUCGGGUCCCGGACCUCUCCUGUUGGCUGGAUACGAGGACGGCUCCCUACUGCUGUGGGACGUAACCCAGAGGUCUAAGCUGAGCCAAGUCAAAGCCCACCCUGAACCCGUCAUGUGCCUGACCUUUGACACCAAGCGUCUGAGAGGCAUAUCAGGCUCCUCUGAGAAGAAGCUCACUUCCUGGAUGCUGGACACACAGACCAACCUGCAGCUCCAGGACUAUGUGACUUUGGUCAACCCUGGGGUUUCCGACCUGUGCAUCAGGGACGACGGCAAGCUUCUGGCGUCAGCGGGCUGGGACCACAGCGUGCGGGUCUUUGGCUGGAAGAAGCUGCGGCCGCUGGCAGUGCUUCAAUACCACACCGACGUGGUGUUGAGCGUGGCCUUCUCAAACCACCAGGACCCCAGACAGAGACUGCUGGCUGCUGGAUCCAAGGACCAGAGGAUCAGCCUGUGGUCAAUAUACAACGAAGGAGCUGUCAACAGCUGAACCUCUGACUCCUGGGAGGACACACAGACUUUCCCUCAAAACUUCUUAUCUGGCAUCUGCCCUGAUGCAAUGUGAUGCAAUGGCUGCUCCAUAUUUCCGUCAUUCUUGCAGUCAAAACUCUUUCUGCUUCGUGGUAAAAACCUGUUUCCCAACUUGCACCACAAAGAGGACUUUUCAGUUAUUCACCCUCAUUGAUAUAAAGGGAGAACUAGGUUUCUUCAAUACUGCUUUAUAAAGUUCAAUCUGAACAUUAAACCCUUCUUGAAGUUAGGAUUUAAAGCUGAUAUAUUAUACUGCGUUCGAUUUUUUUCAAGGGCAUCUAAUCCACUGAGUAUUAACCUCUGGGAGCAACGGACAUCAUGUUGAGGUCGCCGUUGUAAGGAGUGGAUAUCCGGUCUGAGUCCACAGGAGUUGAAAGUUUCUGCACACCAAACCAGAACAAAUAACUUUUUGUAGAUGUUUUAAAUCCAGAAAACCUUUUGGCAAAUCUCUAUAACAACUACCUGCAUUCAUGAAUGCAGAUACAUUUCAGUCGAUGUGCCGCGCCUCUUUUACCUGUUGGCAACCAAAGCUUGCUCAAAUGUAAUUGGUCAAACUAGACACAGAAACCAGAAGGCUUCUGGACCAUAAACCACCUACAGUUUGUUCAUAUCAGCAAAAUCUGUUUAUAGAGAUCUUAUAAACUGGUUACUGUCUUUGAAAGAUAAAGUAAACAUGAAGUUGUAAAAAAAGAAGACCGCAUUCUAUUUUAAGGCUUUAUCAUGUCAUUAUCUAUUAUUUUAAAUUUAAAUUUAGCCUUCUAGAGCUGCUCAUCCAUUCUUUUGCUGUUAAUCCUGUUGAAACGGCUGCGGCCUUUUCAAAUAGUUAAUAAGGCUCCGGCAAAGUUGUUCAGCCCACUGUUUUCUGAAGGCUGAUGCGAUGCCCUGUGCAGCUAAAGUGAUUGUGUUGACUUAUCUGAUGGGAGAUAUGCUCCAGUGGACCUGGAUUCGAGGUGUACAACGCACCUGAGCGGCUAUGUAAUCCUGUGUUGUUAUUCUAGCAGGUCUUAGUUUAACACACAGGCGCUGCAGCCUGACCUGAGCUGUAUUUGUUUAACCAGGUUAAUCACAGCAGGGGUAGAGAAUAGAGGGAUGUUGUUUUAGUAAAGGUGCUCAUCUGCAGUUGGUGUUAUCUGUUUAGGAGCUGAUUUGUUUUUUUUAUUUACUUUCUAAACAGAGAACAAUGUACUCCUAACUUUACACAAGUAAUAGUAUAGAGGAAUCUUUUUUUUAACAUUUUAUUGUAGUCAAUAUGCUGGAUAAUGAUGCAUUUAAUAUACAUGUUAUGCCAAAAACAGAUGUCUUUUUAAGAAAAGGACGUUUGUCAAGAAAGAGGCCAGGGGUCCUAUUGUGAAAGUCCCAGAGAAAUAUAUAAGUGAUGUUUUUCUGUCCACUGUCUCUGAUGAGCGACAUGGGAGCUCAUGUGUUACAACACGGUGCCGGGAGCCCGAGGGGGCCGGGGCUUCAAACGCCCAACUUUCUGCUUCAUAAAGGCUUUUUUCUCCUGGGAUAACCCCAAAAUUGAUAAGCUCAUCAUGCUGUACAGGAAGGGCCUGAGAAAUCAAAGAGCCGGGCCCGACAUAAUGGCCAAAAAUCAUUAACGAACAGAGGAAAGACAAGGUCAUCUGCUCGACAAGCCGCCUCGCUGUUGCACAACUGUCAUGGAAAAUGGUGUGCAACUGCAGCUCUGGGUUGUCUAGCCUGUGUUCAGUGUAAAGUUCUAAAAACCAUUUGUUUUGUAUUUUGUUGAAAACUUUUUAUCAUUAAAAAAAAUACUUGGACUGAAAACUC
Platichthys flesus (European flounder) is the source of this 2957-nucleotide messenger RNA. It is a transcript of the gene gnb1l, whose product is annotated as guanine nucleotide binding protein (G protein), beta polypeptide 1-like. The record is from RefSeq and is a predicted model, not a curated record. Gene Ontology annotation, molecular function: protein binding. The coding region runs from base 142 to 1128 and encodes 328 amino acids. The transcript has 7 exons. NCBI's taxonomy places the organism in Eukaryota, Metazoa, Chordata, Actinopteri, Pleuronectiformes, Pleuronectidae.